Mugil cephalus (flathead mullet) is the source of this 1533-nucleotide messenger RNA. RefSeq names its product transmembrane protein 223 (gene tmem223). The transcript has a single exon. Lineage: Eukaryota; Metazoa; Chordata; Actinopteri; Mugiliformes; Mugilidae. Gene Ontology annotation, biological process: nervous system development. Gene Ontology annotation, cellular component: mitochondrion. The record is from RefSeq and is a predicted model, not a curated record. Bases 684 to 1451 code for a protein of 255 amino acids.
AAAACGAUCAGUCAUCUUUUGCUGGAAGCUUCCCACAAUCCGCACACCUCAAUAGACACAGGAGAGGGUUUUUUUUUUUGGAUAAUAUGUAGACAAUAAAAUAAUAUCUGGCAAGGAAGAGGCAUUGUGUUGAUUGUCACAAGGAAAACAGAUAAACAACAUACACAUACAUUUUUUCCAUAUUAUAUCAAAUUGAAAACACAUGUUUGUUUUAUAGUUUGCAUACAUUUUUCUUUAUUUCUAUUCCAGUUUUAGUUUUAAUUUUAGUUUAGCUAAGUUUUGUGAGGUAAGUUGUUUUGCAUCUAGUUUUUGUCUACUAUAAUAAGCUUGGUUUAAAUUACAAGGUACCACAACAUUAGCACCAACAGCAGGCUUAUAUAUAUCUAUAUAUAUAGAUUUAAAAAAAUGAAACUUAUUAUUUAUUUUUCGACUAUAAACGUGAUAAAUAUUUUUAUGUAAUUCAUUUAGAUUUUGCGCGACCCAAAUAGGCGGAGAACAUUUUGAUCUUUGCGACUUUCCGUAACACCUUACGUCACACGUAACAAGCAUGGCGGCGCCCUCUGGACAAGAGAAGUAAAACGAAACAUUUUACUCUAGUUAGAGUAUCUACUUACAAACCUGGACCGUCUUCGUUUUUACGGUAAAUAGGUGCGUGAGGGAUCAAGCCGUUUCCUUUAUAUAAAAUGGGUUUAGAGCGUUUGUUCUGUUACUCCAGACAUUUCCCACUCGGUAACGUCCAGCGAGUCUUUGGAAAUGUGUUGAAGCGAUCUUUACCGAGCAGCGGCAGCGUUUGCAACCGAGCCAGUGCUCCAGGACUGUUCGGCGGGUUAUUUGUCCACACGGGCCGCCAGCUGACAGCCCGUCGCAGCCUGUGCACCUCGACCCAACUCGCGAGGGAUGUCACCUUGUUCGAGCACGACCGGACCCGCUUCUUCCGGCUUCUCUCCGUCUUCUGCGGCGGACAGUUGAUCUUCUGGACAUACCUGGCUCACUUCGCCUUCACCGGGCUCAGAGACACAGGCGGCAGUGGAAAGAAGGACAAAGCCAAAGCGCCCACCAUUACCACUGGGCUGGCGGGGAUGUGGAGCUUUGAGAUGAACCUGGGGUCAAACUCCUGGAGGUACGGCUUCACGCUGGGAUGUCUGGCCGUCGGAGGAGGGAUCGUCGGGCUCGGGCUCCUGUUCUGCCGACGCUCUGUCAACUCGGUGGUUUUACAUCGAGGUGGAAAGAUGGUGACAGUUUGCACGCAGUCACCUCUGGGACCUGGCAAAGGCCGGAAAAUAACAGCCCCACUGUCCGAAGUAGCCUGCCACGCCCACAGACAGGAGUCCCCCUCAUUCAUCCCCCUCCGAGUCAAAGGCCACAAGUUCUACUUCCUUCUGGACAAAGAGGGGACCGUGAACAACGCCAGGCUGUUUGAUAUCACCGUUGGUGCAUACCGGCCAGUUUAAGUUGUGGUUAUUACACAAAACUCUUAUGGACAACAAAUGUAUCUGAUCGUCUCUGCUCAAUUAAUAAAAUAUUUGAUAUUCA